Messenger RNA from Penicillium daleae, 2280 nucleotides. Its product is annotated as CCAAT displacement transcription factor COY1. Gene Ontology annotation, cellular component: Golgi membrane. The record is from RefSeq and is a predicted model, not a curated record. Lineage: Eukaryota; Fungi; Ascomycota; Eurotiomycetes; Eurotiales; Aspergillaceae. Gene Ontology annotation, biological process: intra-Golgi vesicle-mediated transport. Bases 1 to 2280 code for a protein of 759 amino acids. The transcript has 2 exons.
AUGGAUUCCUUCGCCAUCACAGAGGGCCUUGCCGCCCAAGAGCGAGAAGAUGACACCCCAGAAGUCUCCAGCAAGUUGUUCGAAGAGACUAACAAGUUCCAGCGCGCCAUUGCAGCCUGGCGAGGAAUUGACUUGGCCAGCACCAUUGCCAAACUCGAUACUGCCGCUUCGGACAUUGUCUCACAUCAACGGGACGCGCUCGUACAGAGAAAGGAACUGGCUCAAAAGACCAAGGACUUCAAGAAGCUGGAGGAUGAAGCAAAACUGUCUGAGUACAAGGGAUUGCUCAAGGCUUACCAAUCGUUUAUCGACCUUUUGACCAACCAAGGGAAGGCGUCAUCAUCCUCGUUCCUUCAACUUUACUCGUCCCUGUCCGAGGCACCAGACCCAUACCCACUUCUCGAAGCCUCCGUCGACUCCCUCGUUCUGUCCGAAGAAACGGUUCCCAAACUCACAUCGGAGCGAGAUCAAUUACAGCAGUCCGUCGAUCGUCUCACGAAGCAGCAGGAGGAAACUGAGAAGCGCCUCCAAGAGGAGCGUGCUGCGAGACAGAAGCUUGAAGAGAACCAAGAAUCAAGAGCGAAAGAGAUCGAAGCAUCCUGGGAUGCGGUGCUGAAAGAAAAGACGAGCAACUGGGAGGCCAAGGAGAAAAGCUUGGAGGAGAAGGUUGAGAACCAGGAACGAUUGAUCAAAGAGCUCAAGGCUAGUUACGAGGUCUCUCAGCGACUGGGUGGUGGUCAGGAUGAAGAUACAGAAGAUGCCCGUAGCGGUGCUACUGCUGCGGAACUCGAACUUGUCUCUGCCGACUUGGAGAAGACCAGCUUGAGAUUGGCCGAUAUGGAGGCGCGGAAUGAGCAGCUCCGAUUAGAGCUAGCACAGGCCGUAUCGCACUCAAACUCGGGCCAGCUUGCAUCUGUUGAGGAUGACCCUAGUUAUCAACGGCUGCAGUCGGAGAACUCUGCAUUGCUACGGAAGCUGGAUGCUGCGCGUUAUGAUAAGGAUUCUACACGACACGCCUGGGAGGCCAAGCUCCUCCAGGCGGAACGGAAUGCCUCAAAGACCGCUACCGAGAGGGACGAGCUGCGCUCGCGCCUUAAAAAGGUUGCUGACUAUGAUGAUAUUCGCCGGGAGCUGGAGAUGAUCAAAUCGAUUGAGUUUGCCACUGGUGAUGAUGAGGAUGCUGGUGAGGCAACCCCGACAACUGAACAUGAUACCACUGGCACGAAUGGUGCUGCCAGCACACAGUCUAAAGAUAAAAGCUCUUUGGAACAACUUCUGAUGGCCCGAAACAAGAAGUUGACUGACGAGCUCGCCGUUCUACGGGUAUCAACUCGCGAGCUCCAGGGGCAGCUGGAAUCUCUUCGCAGUGAGCUUUCAACCACUAAGAAAGAACUUGAUAAGUCGCGAGGUUUGUCUACUACGCUAGAGAACGAUCUUCUUCGAGUACAAGAGGAGGCUGCCAACGCAUUCCCAUCAUCGGCAAUGUCUGUUGCAGGCACUUAUACUUCGAGGUAUCCACACUCUUCACGACGAAGUGGAGCGGUAUCUCCUACUUCGUCAAUAAUCUCUGGCUUUGACCAGAGCACUGCUUCUGCCAAUACCAUGGAAGCCAUUCGCGCCGGGGAAGCAGUGGGCGGCGGUUCCGGCCUUCUGCCCAUGAUCCAGGCCCAGCGCGACCGUUUCAAGAAGAAGAAUGCUGAGCUUGAAGAGGAGCUCUCUAAGAUGUAUAGCACUGUCAAGUCUCUUCGACAGGAAGUUUCAACCCUCCAGAAGGACAACUUGAGUCUCUAUGAGAAGACCCGCUACGUCUCCACAUAUAACCGUGGCCAAGGCGCAUCUACGUCAGCUUCCUCGUUCGCAAAUGCCCCCAGCUCGGCAUCCAUCUAUGCAUCUGGGGACGCGCCGGACCGCUACCAAUCAGCAUACGAAGCUCGCAUUUCACCAUUUGCUGCAUUCCGAGGCCGUGAAUCCGCUCGUGCUUACAAGCGCAUGACCCUUCCAGAGCGGAUCGUAUUCUCUCUCACUCGCAUAAUCCUGGCGAACCGGACCAGCCGAAACCUGUUUGCGGCAUACUGCUUCGCGCUGCACAUUCUGCUUUUCGUCGUUUUGUAUAUGAUGAGUACGACUGAGAUUGAGAAGCACAGUGCCAUGAGUGCUGUUGGCAAUGCCGCUGCCGCCGCCUAUGGCAGCAGUGGUGGUAGUAGUAGUAGUAGUAGUGGUGGUGGUGGUCAGCUACACGGGGAUGACUGGCAGCAAGAGGGUUUCAAUCAGGCCAGCUAA